AUGUAUGUCACCGUGGCAGCAGCCCAAGGUUCAGACUGGGCAGCACACAUAUUGGGACUGCAUUUUGCCCAAGGCAUCAAUGGAGUGGUCAUGGAUAAGUCGGUGGCCGCAGUUUGGCUAAAGAAGGCUCUUGGCGAAUGUGCUCACAGGGAACCGGGGUACCGAUAUGCCAUUGAGUUUCGUCGGGUCGGGCUCCUCCUGUGUGAGCUUUCACAAAGUGUCAUGGCCGCCACCAUGAGCACCAAUACCACCAGCGUUAGAAUUGCCGCCGAUGAUACAUCUGAUGGUACCGGUAGGGGCUCAGUGGCAGUGCCAAGCCCGAAAAAGAAUUCCAAAGGACGUCAAGCCAAGCCAGUGCCACAGAAGACGACGGAGCAACAAGGUGCUGGCAAGGUUGACUUUGUCGCCGAAAACGGGGAAAUUUAUUGGGUGGUAAAAAACGUCUUGGAGCAUCGAGUUGCCAAGAGCAAAAAGCAAGGAGGUGGAAAAACUUAUGACUACCGAGUGGAAUGGGAGGACUGGCCCAAAAAGGAUCUUCAAUGGUAUCCGGAAGAAAACUUGAACCCUGUGGCCAAGGAGAGAUACUGGGAACGACAAAAGGCUGCUCUUGAAACGAAGCAGCCGGCGGCAAAGCGAAGGAAAACCUCAAAUGGUAGCAAAACGCCAACAACAACGCCAACAACAACUAGGAAAAGUCAGGAGCAGUCAACUACAGCAGAGGCUGGAAAAUCCAAGACAGUAGGAAGCGCUUCCCCGAAGAAACCGACCAACAGAAACCUCAAAAAGAAGGUAUCACCAGCAGCAGCCAGCAAGACGGAUAACCAAAAGUCGCUUGAGGACGACGACGACAAUAUAUACGAAGUUGAAGAGUUCCUGGAAUAUCGUCGGAUUGAUGGUGUCGAUAAAUUCAGGAUCAAGUGGCGUGGUUACGAAAAGUACAAAGACAAAACUUGGUAUGGCAUGGACAGUUUUAUUGGAGACACUGUCAAUGAAGCAAAUGAAUUCAAAACAAAAGUGCAGCGAUCACAGCUACAAUCUGCAUCUACCCCGACAGCAGAUGAUAGUUCAGCAACAUACCGAAUCCCUGUGGAAACCUUGGAGCGUCGUCUUUUGAAAUCGACACAAUGUCCAGUAUGUUGCAACAACUUUUCCGCCAGCAUUGAGUCUAAGCAUUGCCCCAUUAUGAGUCAGGGAUGUGGACAUUCGGUUUGUCUCCAGUGCCUGUUCAUGAUGGACCAACGGAAUGAAGCCAUUGAGUGGUUGCCUUGUCCUGUUCCAGGAUGCCAAACAGAACAUGCGUUCUCCGCGAAUCUACUCGACUCAUCCAACGAGAACAAGGCCCUGAUGGCCGUAGUUGCAGAAAUCAGUCCUCUGUUCCGUGGGAGAAAGCCAGAGUUGUAA
Messenger RNA from Seminavis robusta, 1401 nucleotides. NCBI's taxonomy places the organism in Eukaryota, Bacillariophyta, Bacillariophyceae, Naviculales, Naviculaceae. The record is from the annotation of a GenBank genome assembly.